Molecule: messenger RNA, 1089 nt
Organism: Dermatophagoides pteronyssinus (European house dust mite)
Lineage: Eukaryota; Metazoa; Arthropoda; Arachnida; Sarcoptiformes; Pyroglyphidae
Source: RefSeq, a predicted model, not a curated record
AUGUCUAAUAUUCAUUUCCCACCGCUAUUCAAUGAAUCGAUUCGAGGAAUAAUUUUCGCCAUUUUUCAAUAUAUGAUCAAUCCUGAUUAUUAUGGUGGUGAAACAGGUGUAAUGACUGUAAUUCGAAAUAUAGCACGUGGACUGCAUCGUGCAAUGACUUUCGAAGAAAUCGAAAGUCUUAACGCUUACAUACAAUUGUUGCUACAGAAUUGUUGUUCUAUAGAACCAAUACCAUAUGCAUCAACAUUUGCGGAAAAUAUCCGCAACUUAUUGUAUCUUACAGUGCUGUUUCGAAAUGCAAAGGUGCCCAUAAAAAUAUCAAUUGAAAAUGUGCAAAGUGUGGCUAGUAAGAAUCAUCUCAAUUUUUCAUUGGCAUUGGAUCAGUCAUCACAUUAUUAUGCAUGGGGUUGGCUGAAUAAUAGAUUAUCGUUAUCACCCAAAAAAUUGGAUGGUCAACCGAAAUCAUUUGCCGAAGCAUCAGCAAUGGUAAGGAAAUCACCAAACACUUUUGGCUUAACAUCAACUGUGAAUCCGAAAUCAUUUAUUGAAUCAUCUAAAUUAUUCAAUAUUCCGAUAUCAUUAAUUGGAUUAUUGAAUAAUCCGGAUAAUUAUGAUGUCGAGUUUGUUAUCGGCAAUAAACGUAUAUUGGCUUCAAAGUGUCACCUGAAAAUGUCAUCCCAUUAUUAUAGUCGAAUGUUUUCAGGUGUUUGGAAGGAAAAUAGCAAAGUGGUCAUCAAAGAUUAUCAUUAUGAUGUCUAUUAUGCAUAUCUACGGAUGUUACAUACGGGCCAAAUCCUAAUCAAACAAUCCAAUAUAGACCAACUUAUUGAUUUGGCCAAUUGUUAUGGUGAUGAACAAUUAAUGAAACAUUGUUGAACAUUCAUAGGAAAAGAUCUGAAUGAACGAACAUUAUCUACUUAUUUUCCCUUGAUUGAUAAAUAUCAACUUGAUGACAUACAUUACAAACUUGUAAAACUAACAAUCAAGAAUGUGUGGCCUAAAAUAGCUGACAAUCUUAAAGCAGACAACAAAAAUGUUAUGAAAUUUCUUAAAUUUUAUUUAUUUGAGCAAUAAUAAUUUUCUCUUUUA